CCUUUUGGUGUCUAGUAUCAACCCUUAACCUCAACACCUCACGACCAAAACUGCAUCACGCUGCUCAGCCGUUUCCUUUCUGUCCAAAAAGAUUCUCUCUCUAGAAUGAACUGAAAGAUACUUCUCUUUCUCAUCUCACACUAUUACUCUACGCUCUUACAACUACAUCCAAAACACCAUCCUCAUCACUUCCCUUUCAUAUCUAUCACUAUCCAUUUCAAGAACUGUUGAUUUCCUUCAACCCCAUUUGCUUUUCUUGCUGUUUCAAAGCCAAUAAUGGCUGAUAAAGAACAUACUCCCCAGCCACCAGCCACACCUGAGGAAGAUACCCCACCCCCACCUACACCUCCACCACCAUCAGUAGAACCCGAACCAGAACCACCUCUUGCUUCAGUUGAAGUUGAAUCAGUAACUGAACCUGAAGAACAUCACUCUUCUUCAGUUACUACUGUAGUUGAAACAGAAGCUCCUUUAACUCAACCUCCACCAGAACCAACUGUUCUUGCAUCUGAACAAGUGUCUGUUACUGUACCUGAGAAAGAACCUGAGGGUGUUAUUACUGAAUCUGACAAAUCUAAACCAGUUGAAGUGAAAAAAAAGAUCCCUGAAUCUUUAGUUUCAUUUAAAGAAGAAAGCAACAAAGCUUCAGAUCUAUCUGAUCCUGAAGGAAAAGCACUUGAAGAACUGAAAUUUCUUGUUCAAGAAGGGAUUAAAAAUCAAAGCUUUACUACUGGAACACCAGUGAAAACCCAAGAAGCAACAGAAAUCACUGAUUUGCCUCAAGAAGUAUCUAUUUGGGGAGUGCCACUAAUGAAAGAUGAUAGGAGUGAUGUGAUUCUGCUUAAGUUUCUUAGAGCUAGAGAUUUCAAGGUUAAGGAGUCAUUUGCUAUGUUAAAGAACACAAUUUUAUGGAGAAAAGAGUUUAACAUCGAAGAACUUGUAGAUGAAAAUCUUGGAGAUGAUCUUGAAAAAGUUGUGUUUAUGGAUGGUCAUGACAAAGAAGGACACCCUGUAUGUUAUAAUGUGUAUGGGGAGUUUCAGAAUAAGGAAUUGUAUAACAAAACAUUUGGAGAUGAGGAGAAGAGAAACAAGUUUUUACGUUGGCGAAUUCAGUUCUUGGAGAAAAGUAUAAGGAAGCUGGAUUUCAAUCCUGGUGGAAUUAAUACUAUAUUUCAAGUUAGUGAUCUUAAGAACUCUCCUGGUCCAGGGAAAAGGGAGCUUCGAAUUGCUACUAGGCAGGCCUUGCAAUUGCUUCAGGAUAAUUAUCCUGAGUUCGUCGCUAAGCAGGUAUUCAUCAAUGUCCCUUGGUGGUAUUUAGCUUUCUACACAAUGAUCAGCCCAUUCAUGACCCAGAGAACAAAAAGCAAGUUCGUAUUUGCUGGUCCAUCAAAGACUGCAGAAACUCUUUACAAGUAUAUAUCUCCAGAGCAAGUACCUGUUCAAUAUGGGGGCCUCAGUGUCGAUUACUGUGAAUGCAAUCCUGAAUUCACUUUCAAUGAUCCAGUCACAGAGAUCAUUGUAAAACCUGCAACAAAGCAGACCGUGGAGAUCAUUGUAAAUGAGAAGUGCAUUAUUGUGUGGGAGCUACGUGUAUUGGGUUGGGAGGUGACAUAUAGUGCUGAAUAUGUGCCGAAUACAGGCAGUGGAUAUACUAUUAACAUACAGAAGCCUAGGAAGAUGACCCCAACGGAUGAACCUGUUGUUAGCAGCAGCUUCAAGAUUGUUGAGCUCGGUAAGAUACUGUUGACAUUUGACAACCCUACAUCGAAGAAGAAGAAGCUUCUCUACAGGUACAAGGAUAAGCCCUAUUCCGAUUGAGGAAUCGACCCCAAAUCAAGGGAUGACUGUGGAUAUGAAUUUUGACAUGCACACAUCUUUAUGUAUGAGGAGGUGGAAUUUGUGUUGGUUCUCUUUGUUAGUUUUACUGGAUAUUCUGGGUUGAUGUUUUUGUUCUCUGAUUUUGUUGGGAUCUAUGAAUUUCUUCUUUGUAGCUGAGCUUGUCCUGUCCUUACUUUGACUUGAGGGCUACUGUUAGGGUUCUCCCUGUAACUUUGGUGUUUGGUUUGAUAUUUGAAUAUCGCGAUGUUUCCAGGCUUCUAGCCAAAGGAUGAAGAACUUGAGGGCAGCGGGUAUGUCCGUUGAGGGAAGACAUGUUUCUGAAACCAUCUGCUCUCGUUUAUUAUCUGUUGUAUAUUUUCUUUUACCAUCCAUUUUACAGGAGACUUGGCAUGUACAUAUGGUCUAUGUUACAUGUAGACUUGUACUUUGUCUGGUUACAUUUAUACAAUUUACUUAUCUU
Messenger RNA from Lycium ferocissimum, 2299 nucleotides. Its product is annotated as patellin-3. The transcript is spliced from 4 exons. NCBI's taxonomy places the organism in Eukaryota, Viridiplantae, Streptophyta, Magnoliopsida, Solanales, Solanaceae. Gene Ontology annotation, molecular function: lipid binding. The coding region runs from base 277 to 1818 and encodes 513 amino acids. The record is from RefSeq and is a predicted model, not a curated record.